Messenger RNA from Plasmopara halstedii, 1200 nucleotides. RefSeq lists its product as uncharacterized. The transcript has a single exon. The record is from RefSeq and is a predicted model, not a curated record. Bases 1 to 1200 code for a protein of 399 amino acids. Lineage: Eukaryota; Oomycota; Peronosporomycetes; Peronosporales; Peronosporaceae.
AUGUCCCCCAAACGGUCUCGCACGACGUACCAUAGCGCACUGACGGACAAUGCGCGCCCAGGCGGACCUACUACUAUGGACAUGCUGGUGAGAUGGAUAACAAAACCCGGGAACGUAAAACGCUGGCGUUUGGAACCGCGAGCACCACUUAUACGUGAAGUAGUUGAUGCGAUGCAGGAGGAGGGACUGGCGCAUCGCCAGCCGCCAUUCGUGCGGUACAAACUGAUUGCGAUUGAGAAGCAGUACAUGACGGCUCAGAAAUGGCUGCUGGAGACCGGUAUGCAUGAUGCUUAUAUGAAGGGAAAGGCCACAAAGGAGGUGCGUGUUCAUGUGGAUAACUUGUGUCCUCACUUUCAAAAGCUGGAUCCAGCAUUUCGAAGUGUUCCAUUUGGAAAAGAGCGUGCGGAGACAAUAGAACUUGAUGAAUUCAUUGGUGAGGGCAACGGAGCAGCGGAGAGGCAAGAGAUGGAAGAGAUUGAGAUGGCUAAGAAAGUUGCGAAACCUAUGGAGAAGCGGAACACGUUUCGGGACCGUCUUCUUGUUAACAAGGACAAGAAUAUGACACUAAAGGAGCGGCAAAAAAAGGCAAGCAGAUUGGAGAAACAAAUUGCACCAUCUCCGGGUUACGCUGCUGCAAGAAAAAGUCUGACGACUGGGGAGUUGCAGGAGAACAACAAUACGUCCAAAAAACAGGUUUCCAACAACCACGUUGCUGAGAUCAGAGGAAAUCCUACGGCAGUGCAGCCUAAGGCGGCAGUCGCGAUGUCGGAAAAGAAUGUUUCGGCGUCUGCUCAAAAGCGUGCUGGUCGUCCUUCACACCCUCCUGAAGACUUGUCGUCCUCAAUGACAUACGAUGCAAGGGAGAUAGUAAAUGGCACGAAAGAGGCUGCAUCGAGGGUACCUAUUGCUGAACGGGAAGUGUCGGACGAACGUAGGACAGAGAUUCAGCGCAAACGCUUACACGAGCAGGCGAGACGAGACGGACACGACAUAAGCAAAAUUGAGCGUGGCGCACUGCUAAAACGUGUGAAUGAUGAAGAGAAGCAACGCCAAGAAGUGUAUUCGCUGGAGAGAGCCAAAUUGGAAUGCGAGUUAGAAGCAAAAAAGGUUCAGUUGCUGUUUGAAAAGGCUGCCGCACGUCAAAAGCUGGAUCAGCUCGGAGUAUCGCAAGCAGAGAUUGACCGCAUCUUCCCACUAUAA